Scomber japonicus (chub mackerel) is the source of this 4144-nucleotide messenger RNA. It is a transcript of the gene mst1rb, whose product is annotated as macrophage stimulating 1 receptor b. Gene Ontology annotation, cellular component: membrane; signaling receptor complex. Gene Ontology annotation, biological process: nervous system development; multicellular organism development; positive regulation of kinase activity. The transcript has 20 exons. Gene Ontology annotation, molecular function: protein binding; transmembrane receptor protein tyrosine kinase activity; ATP binding. The record is from RefSeq and is a predicted model, not a curated record. NCBI's taxonomy places the organism in Eukaryota, Metazoa, Chordata, Actinopteri, Scombriformes, Scombridae. The coding region runs from base 1 to 4122 and encodes 1373 amino acids.
AUGGUCCACUGGACCACACAGUGGGGGACCUGUGUCUGGCUCCAGACUUUAAUGGCCUUUGCCUUGGCCAACUGUCCCUCAUUGGCCCCCAACCCAGUCAACUUCUCUGUGGUUUACACCAUGCCCUUCUUCCAGGCACGGGGCCCCAUCCAGAACAUUGUCAACAACUCGUUUUACCGGGAGGUCUAUGUAGCCUCUCAGAAUGUGAUCGAAGCUGUCAACAGAAGCUUGGAGAAGGUGUGGCAGCUUCACACUGGGCCAGUGGGAAGCCCAGAUUGUCAGAUAUGUGAUUUGUGUCACAUUGACAAGGACCCCAACAUCCUGGAGGACACAAACAAUCAGGUCUUGCUGUUGGAUACUCUGUUUAUGUCUUUAUAUUCUUGUGGAAGUUCUCAGUAUGGUGUUUGUUAUUCACAUCAACUCAGGUUAAAUGGAGAGCCUUCUAUUUCGAAGUGUUUGUUUAGAGAAGAUUCAAACUCUGCUGCCUACUGUCCUGACUGUGUGGCCAGUCCUCUUGGUACUAAAGUGACAAUGGUGGAGGAGGGUCAGACCGUCUACUUCUUUGUUUCCGCCACUGUCAAUGACAGUGUGACCCAACGUUAUGGUAGGAAGUCAUUAUCAGUUCGUCGACCACUGGGGACAGAAGAUGGUUUCUACAGUGAUGUACGUGGCCUGACUGUCCUUCCUGGCCUACGGAGGACAUACCACAUCGAAUAUGUCUACAGCUUUUUCACUCAGGAGUUUGUCUACUUCCUCUCAGUCCAGAGAGAGAGCCCAGACCAGGACUCAUCUCCGUUUCAGACUCGCCUUGGCCGUCUCCCAAGGAAUGAAUGGGAGAUGAAGAGAUACCGUGAGGUGAUCCUGGAGUGUCGAUUUGAACCUAAACGCCGCAGGAGGAAUGUAGCCAGUGAACCCUAUAAGGAUGUGGUAUACAACGUGGUCCAGGCAGCCCACUUUGGCAAGGCAGGCAGGGAGCUGGCAGAAGAGUUAGGGGCUGAGGAGGAGGAUGACAUCUUGUAUGGGGUGUUUGCUGUUACUGAUGACAACGGGGUCACAGAGCAUGACUCUGCCCUGUGUGCCUUCCCCAUGGACAAUGUGAACAAAGCAAUUGUAGAUGGGGUGGACGAUUGCUGCGAGUCUGGACCAGAGCAGCUCUCCAGAGGCCUCUGCCACUUCCAGCCGUGUGAGAGCUGUCCGCAUGAGAGUAUGGAGAACAACGCCACAUGCAGAGACCAUCCCACCAUGGUUUCAAAGCCCUAUUACAGAGUGGACCUCUUCAACAGGCAGAUGACAGACGUCCUGCUCACCUCUCUGCUUGUCACAACCAUAGAGAGCAAGACAGUAGCUCAUAUUGGCACCUCUACUGGACGCCUGCUACAGCUUGUGUUGACAAGAUCAAGUCCCAUAAUCUUUGCCAAUUACUCUUUGGUUGAGAACCAGAGGAUCUCAUCCAUUGCUGCUGUGAACUCAUCAGAGUAUCUACUUUUCGUAGUUGGAGACAAGAUGAUUCAGGUUCCCCAGAGAGGACCAGGUUGUCAGCACUUCCUGACUUGCGCCAUGUGUCUAUCAGCCCCUAAGUUCAUGAACUGUGGCUGGUGCUCUGGAGUGUGUUCCUGGGAAAGUGAGUGUCACAGCCGCUGGAGGAAUGAGUCCUGCCCACCUGGAAUCACUGGGUUCUCUCCACGGACUGCUCCUCCUGAUGGUCAAACAGAGCUAACUGUGUGUGGAUGGGAGUUCCAGUCGCCCUCAAGACCUCCUAUUACCACCAGAACACACCAGGUUCGACUAGGACAAACCGCCUGCAUUGUGCUUCCAGUCAAAAGUAAUAGCACACACCUGGUGUGUAAGAUUCGCUCGGGGACCACUGACCUGUCCAAACCAGUCAACAUUACAGUGGAAGUACAUGAGGGCAAGGUUGAGGGACGCUACGCUAUUGAUGGCAAGGCAGAAAUAUCAGGGUUUACAUUUGUGAUUCCCAACAUCACAGAAAUCCAUCCUAACUAUGGGCCCCGUGUUGGGGGCACACUCAUCACCGUGACUGGACCUCACUUGGAUGCUGGAAAGACCAGAAGAGUCACCCUCAAUGAUGUACCCUGUCAUAUAAAAAGAGUUACAAAGCCUAAAGGCAAUGUGUCCUCCAUCAUCUGUCUGUCCCAGCCCAUCUCAGAGGUGAGGGAUGUCCCUCUCAGUGUUUUCAUCGACAAGUCCCCUGUCCUCACCACAAAGGUGUUUUACUACAAAGAAAAUCCAAAGAUUACAGCCAUCCUGCCUGAAUGUAGCUUUGACAGGGGGUCAAAGGUUGUGAUUGAAGGAGAGAACCUGGAUUCUGUUUACCGCACAGUCAUUCGCUUUAAACCCAAUGAGAGUUACCUGAAGCCUGUCACAAGGGAGUGCAUAGGCAAGUCCUUAUCUACGAGGAUGGAGUGUGUCACUCCUGUGUUUCACAGGGAUGAGACAGAGGAAGGAGAGCUUUCUUUUGACAUGGAUGGAGCAUUGGGACUUUGGAACAAAGAGUUCUCUUACCACCCCUAUGGGGAGCCUAUACCUUUUGAAACAGAGGGAAACGUGCUAAAUUUGUACCCUGGGUUUGACGAAGUGUCACUACAUCAUCAGAAGCUGAACCUGGUGAGCUCCUGUAUGACCAUCAUUAUGACCGUGGCAGGUGUUGAUUGUGAUGCUAAAGUCCUGGACAAUGAGAUUACCUGCAGGAUCCCCAAAAACAUGACCAUUCCCACUGAGGGGCUGGCAGUGAAGAUCUCCAUCAAUGGGCAGGUCCACAACGUUGGUACAGUGGUGAGGGUCAGCAACCACUACAUGGUAGGGAUUGUUCUGGGGAUCCUAGCAGCUCUGGUGGCUGGGGCGGUGCUGGCCUUCGUUGUCAUGAAACACUUGAGGAAGAAAAAGAAAGCCUCCAUGGUAGAGACACGUUUGGCUCACAGUGCUAACCGCCCUGGUACAAAUAAUGUGGAGCUGUCACCUGUUGGGGACUACAGAAGAGUAGUAUCCCUGAAUCCUCCCAGCCCCUUAGUGGGGACGGUGGUGUUCCCCAGCAUGGCCUACGCUACAGGCAGCAUAGAUCCCACCCUCACUCCACUCAUGCCUUCAGAGAAGAUCUCAAUCUCAAGUUUUAGGCCAGAGCUGCUGGAGGAGGUGAAGGAUGUUCUAAUUCCUGCUGAGAUGCUUAUUGUGCAGCACCAUCGGAUCAUAGGGAAAGGUCAUUUUGGAACAGUCUAUCAUGGCUACUUCACAGACCACAAUCGCAGAGAAAUCCACUGUGCUGUCAAGUCUUUGAAUAGGAUAACUGAUGUGGAAGAGGUGGAGCAGUUCCUGAAGGAAGGUAUAAUAAUGAAGGGUUUCCAUCACACCAAUGUGCUUUCUCUGCUGGGCAUCCUACUGCCAGAGGAAGGGCUCCCUCUAGUGGUGCUGCCAUACAUGAAACACGGGGACCUGCGGCAUUUCAUACGCUGCGAGAAGAGGAACCCCACUGUAAAGGAUUUGAUUGGCUUCGGACUACAGGUUACCAAAGGGAUGGAGUAUUUGGCUCAGAAGAAGUUUGUGCACAGAGAUCUUGCAGCACGCAACUGCAUGCUGGAUGAGUCAUACACAGUUAAGGUGGCAGACUUCGGUAUGGCCAGAGAUGUUUUUGAUAAGGAGUACUACAGUGUUCAGGACCACAGGAAGGCUAAACUGCCUGUCAAAUGGAUGGCCAUUGAGAGUCUGCAGACGCAGAAAUUCACCUCCAAGUCAGAUGUGUGGUCCUUUGGUGUGUUAAUGUGGGAGAUGCUGACCAGAGGAGCGAGCCCCUACCCAGAAGUGGACCCUUAUGACAUAACACAUUACUUACUGAAGGGCAGGAGGCUUCCCCAGCCUCAGUACUGCCCUGACCCUUUGUAUAGCAUUAUGCUCCAGUGCUGGGACCCUGAUCCCGAGUUGAGGCCCAGCUUCGCUACAUUGGUGUCAGCCGUCUCUACCAUCUUGUCAGGCCUGGAGGGAGAGCACUACAUAAGUCUGAAUGUCACCUACGUCAACCUAGACCAGCCACGGCCCUACCCUGCCCUCACAGAGUCUGCCGAUGAACAUGACUCCACAGAUGUUGAAGACUUAGGCUCAAUCUCUUCCUGAACCAACUCAAACCUCAACUUAA